UCUGGGAACGCAGGGCAUGGUGGAGAUGCUUCUUCCGGGAACGCCUAUGGCGGCUACGUUUCAAACACAAGACGAGACGGAGGGGCCAAUGCGUAUACAGGUGUAGGUGGACAAGCGAACGGUGGUAACUUAUACAAAUCUGGAUCUUCUACGAAUCAUGACCUCCCUCUGGACAUGCUCAACACUCUUUCUGGCAACGCAGGAAAUGGUGGUGACGCUUCUUCUGGGAACGCUUACGGCGGGUAUGUCUCGACUACAAAACGAGAUGGAGGAGCGAAUGCCUAUACUGGAGUAGGUGGUCAAGCCAAUGGCGGUAAUUUAUACGAUUCUUCCACAGGAAACCACAACAGUCCCUUGGACAUUCUCGACACUCUAUCUGGAAAUGCGGGACACGGUGGUGAUGCUUCCUCCGGUAAAGCCUUCGGAGGCUAUGUUCUUCGACGCGACGGGGGAGGUAAUGCUUACACCGGAGUAGGAGGACAAGCCAACGGAGGUAAUUUAUACGAAUCUACCACAGGAAACCAUAACACUCCCUUGGACAUUCUCAAUACUCUAUCUGGAAAUGCGGGACAUGGUGGUGAUGCCUCGUCCGGUAACGCCUUCGGAGGUUAUGUUCUUCCACGUGAUGGGGGAGCUAACGCCUACACUGGAGUAGGAGGUCAAGCCAAUGGAGGU
Molecule: messenger RNA, 675 nt
Organism: Tremella mesenterica DSM 1558
Lineage: Eukaryota; Fungi; Basidiomycota; Tremellomycetes; Tremellales; Tremellaceae
Exons: 1
Source: RefSeq, a predicted model, not a curated record